Molecule: messenger RNA, 1734 nt
Organism: Miscanthus lutarioriparius
Lineage: Eukaryota; Viridiplantae; Streptophyta; Magnoliopsida; Poales; Poaceae
Source: the annotation of a GenBank genome assembly
AUGACUUCCUUGUCAUUUGCUGGCAUAUCUGUCGUUGGAGAGGUCAGGCCACCGCAACCUGCUUCAGCCACUACUGCCGUCACCUACAGCGGGUACCACCUGUUAGUGGUCAAUGGGUAUUCCUCUCUCGUUAAGGACAUCCCCAAUGGCGACUGCACGGAAUCUCGCCAUUUCAAAAUUGGAGGUUACCGGUGGAUUCUCCAGUGGUACCCCAAUGCCUACAAACCAGAUAUCGAUGGCUACAUGUCCUUUUAUCUCUUCCUUGAUCAAGGCAACGUUGUCGAUCCUGUGAUGGUGCAGUAUGAGUUCAGCUUCGUCGUUGAUCAGGUCCAGACCAACAACCAGUCAUUGCUUGGUCGCGCAAAGGGAAAUCACAAAUUCUGUAGUCGUGAUGCUUACAAGUUGCUAUGUUUAAAGAGAAGAGGAAUCUUUGAGAAGUCAAAUUAUCUGAAGAAUGAUAGCUUCACCGUAAGAUGCGACAUCAUCAUCUACAAGGACGCUAACAUCAACGAAGCCGUCGGUGGCCCUAUUCCUGUCAGCGAUGUGUUGCCUUCUCCACCUGAUAUUCAACAAGAUCUCGGUGAUCUCCUCCAGUCCGGCGCCGGUGCUGAUGUGACGUUUCAGGUCGGGGGUGGGACAUUCAGGGCACACCGGUGCGUGCUCGCAGCCCGGUCUGCUGUCUUCAAGGCACAGCUCUUUGGCCCCAUGAAAGAGGGAACCACCACCGGUGUCAUACAUGUAAGGGACAUGGAGGAACAAGUGUUCAAGCUUUUGCUUGGUUUCAUAUACAGUGAUUCAGUGCCGGAGGUCGACGACAUAGAGGAAGAUGAAAUUAUGUGGCAGCACUUGAUUGAAGCGGCAGACAGAUAUGAUCUCCCAAGGCUGACACUAAUUUGUGAACAAGAGUUGUGUGCAUACAUCAACACAAGCACGGUGGCAACUAUUCUUGCGCUAGCUGAGCAGCACCAUUGCCGAGUGCUCAAGGAGGCGUGCUUGGAUUUCCUGAACUCUCCUGCCAAUCUACAGGAAGUAAUGGCGCUCGACGGCUUGGACCAUUUGGUUAGUAGGUGCCCCUCUGUUUUGAAAGAUGUCAUUAGGAAGCUGAACACUGGGGAUUCCACUGCAUUUGCUCUGCCGGCUAUUGUGGUGCUAAAAUCUGAUAUGCACCUGGAUUUUUUGUCUCUCCUCGAGUCCAAAGAGAGAAUGGAUGUGACAUUUCAGGUCAGUGGUGAGACGAUCUGUGCACACCGGUGUCUGCUCGCUGCCAGAUCCGCAGUCUUCAGGGCUGAGUUCUUCGGCCCGAUGAAGAAGGACACAGCCUCCGAUGUCAUACGCAUAGACGACAUAGAAGCAAGAGUGUUCAAGCUCUUGCUUACAUUCAUUUACACUGAUACCGUGCCAAUGAUGAAGAAGAGAAAACAGGGAGAGAGAAAUGAUGGCGAUGCUAAUGUGAUGUGGCAGCAGUUGCUUGUGGCAGCAGAUAGGUAUGGUGUCCAGGGGCUGAGGCUGGUGUGCGAAAGAAGGUUGGGCAGCUACAUCAACACGAGCACAGUGGCUACCAUCCUUGCGCUAGCUGAGCAGCACCACUGCCGGCAGCUCAAGGAGGAAUGCUUGGACUUCCUGGACUUCCCUGCUCAUCUCAAACAAGUUAUGGCGGUCGGUGGUUUGGACCAUCUGAGAAGCAUCUGCCCAUCUGUCCUCGUAGAUCUCAUCGCCAAGCUUGCGGCACUUUAA